Molecule: messenger RNA, 342 nt
Organism: Acanthaster planci (crown-of-thorns starfish)
Lineage: Eukaryota; Metazoa; Echinodermata; Asteroidea; Valvatida; Acanthasteridae
Source: RefSeq, a predicted model, not a curated record
AUGGGAAUAAUCAAAGAAAAUGGAAAAACUCAACCGCAGUACAUUAAUGCCGGAUUGUACAACUCAUUCCACGACUUGUGCAUUGAUCCAGAUUCCUUCGAUCGACAACCGUUUCCAUUAAGGGAGUUAGAAUUGGAUGAGCCUUUUUACUCGUCAUGCAUCUGGGGCCCGACAUGUGACCAACUGGACUGCGUGUACCGUGACUGCAAGCUUCCGCUGCUACGAGCUGGCGAGUUUAUCAUUUUCCGUGAUAUGGGAGCGUAUGUGUCUACACUUAGCUGUGGCUUCAACGGCUAUGGUACCCCGACGUACUACCACAUUGCACCCAUAGAAUCCCUGUGA